AUGGCAAUGACACCUUCUUCUAUCCACCCUUAUAAGAAGCAUUUAUUACAAUCUCGAAAUCUCCCCUUCGAAACUGCUAAUAAUGUUUCUCCAGAAUUGAGGCAGGCAUCACCCGCUGUAAGUGAAGGCAAUACAUACCAAAACGAUAGGUUUACCUCCACCACUUCUAUAAAUAGACCACCAUCAAAUGUCUCAAACUCAUUCUCAAACUUAGGACCACAAUCUAGAGCUCAAUCACAAUCGCAAUUACAGUUACAAGCUCCAUCACUAAGAGAGACAGUAUCUGACAUUUCGGGAAAUAAUAUCAAUAAUACUAAUAAUAAUCUAAGCCAAGAAUAUUUCGAUUUACCUCCCCCUUCACUACCGCAUUCAGGACAGAGAUCAAUAGUAUCAUUAAAUUCUCCAUCUCCUGCUGCAUCUUCUUCUUCCUCUUCCAGUGUCGCAAUUAAUAAAAUUAACAGAAAUAACAAUAACAGUAACAAUAUUUUUGCUAAUGGGUCAACAAGUUCUUUGAAUACCAAUACAACAGGCAAUAAUAAGAAUACAAAGAAAACUAGAACUCGAUCCGUUGAUUUAUCACAUUUAUAUCUAUUAAAUAGUAGCCAAGAAACUCAAUUAACUGCCACAAAUGAAUCAGUGGCAGAUAUAUCACAUCAAAUGAUUAGUCACUACUUAGGUGAUGAAAAUAACUCAUCAUUAGUACCAAGAUUAGAAACCAUUGAAAUGUAUAGACAAAACGUUAAAAAAUCAAAAGAUCCAAAUGUCCUUUUCCAAUAUGCUCAAUACAUUUUACAAACAGCAUUAACCACAUCAGAAUCUUCAUCACCUGUCUCUAUACGGACUCCAUCAAAGAAAAAUGUCUCAACAAAGACAAUAACUCAAAAGGAAUUGAAAAAACAAUUCUUGAAAGAAGCACAACAUUACUUGAAAAAAUUAAGUGAUAAAGGUUACUCAGACGCCCAAUACCUAUUAGCCGAUGCAUAUUCUUCAGGAGCAUUCGGUAAGAUUGAAAACAAGGAAGCAUUCAAUUUAUUCCAAACUGCAGCAAAACAUGGUCACAUAGAAUCCGCAUAUAGAACAUCUCAUUGCCUAGAAGAAGGUCUCGGUACGGCAAGAGAUUCACGUAAGGCUUUGAAUUUCUUGAAAUUUGCAGCUAGUAGAAAUCACUCUUCUGCAAUGUAUAAAUUGGGUCUUUAUUCAUUUUAUGGAAGAAUGGGACUCCCCAACGACGUUAAUACAAAACAAAAUGGUGUUAAAUGGUUAUCUAGAGCCGCGGCAAGAGCAAACGAAUUGACUUGCGCUGCUCCUUAUGAAUUAGCCAAGAUUUAUGAACAAGGGUUUCUAGAUAUUGUCAUCCCUGAUGAAAAAUAUGCAAUGGAAUUAUAUAUUCAAGCCGCUACAUUGGGUCAUACUAAAUCGGCUACCUUAUUGGGACAAAUUUAUGAAGCAGGUAAUGAUGUAGUUCAACAAGAUACUAGUCUUUCAAUACAUUAUUAUACUCAAGCUUCAUUACAAGGCGGUGACCCUGUAGCAAUGCUAGGAUUAUGUGCUUGGUAUCUCGUAGGAGCGGAACCUGCUUUCAAAAAAGAUGAAAAUGAAGCUUUCCAAUGGGCUUUAAGAGCAGCAAAUGCUGGGUUACCAAAGGCUCAAUUUACAUUGGGCCAUUUUUAUGAGCAUGGGAAAGGUUGUGAAAUUAAUGAAUCAUUGGCAUGGAAAUGGUAUGAAAGAGCAGCAGAAAAUAAUGAUGAAAGAGCAUUGAAUAAAGUAGGAUCCAAAUUUGGUCAAGAUAAACUUAAAAAUUUAUCAACCGGUGACGCGAAAGUAAAAGGUAAACAAUUGCUAAAGGGGAAAACACAUAAGAAAUCAAAAAGUAUUAGUUCUUUGAAUUUAUUUUCUGUUUUCGAAAGUAACAAAAAAUAA
Naumovozyma dairenensis CBS 421 is the source of this 1920-nucleotide messenger RNA. RefSeq names its product Skt5p (gene SKT5). Gene Ontology annotation, molecular function: protein binding. The record is from RefSeq and is a predicted model, not a curated record. NCBI's taxonomy places the organism in Eukaryota, Fungi, Ascomycota, Saccharomycetes, Saccharomycetales, Saccharomycetaceae. The transcript has a single exon. The coding region runs from base 1 to 1920 and encodes 639 amino acids.